AUGGAAGAUUUUAAAGAUGGAUUACCGAAAAACUUCUUAAAUUCGUUGAGAGUACUCUACGAUAUUCUGGAUGAAGACAAGAACGGUUAUGUUCACUUACGAGAUAUUGAAACACGAUGGAAUGAUAGAGGUGUGAACGGUUUACCACCCGGUGUAUUACAUGCUCUCAAAAACGUUGCUCCUGCAAACGGAUUCUUAACCUUUGACCUCUUUGUAUCAGGUUUGAAGCUAGCGUUAGUUUCCAAUGCUAAACAGAAGCUAAGAUCUGCAACACAAACCCAAGAGAGUAGUAUACAGAAGGAUAUUCGUCAGCCAGUGUACUCCAAACCUAGAGUUCCGGUCACUGCGGCCAUUAAACCAAAUAACGUAUUAGAAAGACCAGUUUCAGCAGUAUCCAGGAGCAAAAGUUUUCAUCAAACCAACCCAACCACCAGAACAACGAGCCAUUAUGGUUCCAACACCCUCCGUGAGCCACUGAAAUCAUGGCAUAAACAACAAGAUUUGACUAAAUCUGAACCGAUUUAUGUCAACGUCAACCAUUCUCACAGAAAACAAAGCAUCAACUGUCAAAGAACAUCACCGAAAGAAUCCACGAGACGUCAUACGUUGACAACUGGUAUCGACUUAGAUCAAGCGCUCAAUAUUCGAUUGAAGCAGCUUAGCGAAGAGAAAACAAUCUUAUUGCAGGGACAACAUGUCGUGGACGAAACAAAAGACUGGUAUAAAAAGAAAUUGGAACAAGUUAACGUGAAGGAGAAGUAUGCCCGUCAUUAUCUUUUCAACAGCAACUCCUUGGUGUCACAUAGAGAGCAGAUGAAUUACCAGAGAACGCGAAUACAGGGGGUGAACCGCCAUCUUAAAAAUCUUAUUGAUGAUAACAGCAAGGGGUUCCCCAAUCAUAUAAAUGUAUCCUUCAGAGAGGCACCCCCAUCCAAUCAGCAGCUGACAAGACAAAAUCAUAUCCUAGCUAAAGAAAAUAAAGACAAAGACUCUAAAAUAACCCAGCUUGAAAGUGAAAAAAGAAAAUUAAUACGUGAAUUGUUUGAAAGAAAAUCUGAAGGUGAAUUUGGUGAUGGAGAUGUUACAUUUGUAUAA
Lottia gigantea (owl limpet) is the source of this 1095-nucleotide messenger RNA. RefSeq lists its product as hypothetical. The transcript has 2 exons. Bases 1 to 1095 code for a protein of 364 amino acids. The record is from RefSeq and is a predicted model, not a curated record. Lineage: Eukaryota; Metazoa; Mollusca; Gastropoda; Lottiidae.